Molecule: messenger RNA, 9734 nt
Organism: Haliotis rufescens (red abalone)
Lineage: Eukaryota; Metazoa; Mollusca; Gastropoda; Lepetellida; Haliotidae
Product: lysophosphatidylcholine acyltransferase 2-like
Exons: 13
Coding region: 120-1634 (504 amino acids)
Molecular function (GO): calcium ion binding
Source: RefSeq, a predicted model, not a curated record
ACUCGUACAACACCUCAAAGCCGUGAUAAACGGCACAAAAGAUAACGCAAUGUCCGAGUUGUAUAUUCCAAUGUGAUACCGAUGUGACAAGUGUCUGCUGAUCAACCAAACUAGAGAAAAUGAAGAGAAACGUGCCCAUUGCGCGACAAGAAUCACUUGUUGUACCGGACGUUCAGAACCCGUUUGUGCACCGGUUGCAUUUCGGAAUCUUGGACAAAAUUCAGAUUGUGAUUAUGUCAGUGACGGUUGCCCCACUCCGACUUCUGAUGUCAGGAAUGUGUUUGGUUCUAGCAUGGCCAUUAGCAGCACUGUCACUCGCAUUUCGAACAGAAGAAGAAAAACGUAAACCUUUGACAGGAUGGCGCAAGGCUUUCAGUGGACUUCUCCUGUGGCUUGGGAGGUGUGUAAUCUUUAUAGCAGGAUUUCACAAAAUCAAGUUCAGAGGGAAACCUGCUAGUGCCCAGGACGCACCUGUCCUUUGUGCUGCACCCCACUCAACAUUUUUUGAUACCAUUGUAUGUUUUCUGGGGCAAGAACUAAAAAGUCCUGUUGCAAAGAUAGAAAGCAGCUCACUACCCUUUUUGGGAACAUUAAUUCAGUUCACACAGCCUGUAUUUGUGCGACGAGAGGAUCCCAACUCUCGCGCUGUUACCAUCCAGCAGAUACGGGAGAGGGGACAGUCCGGGGGAGCAUGGCCUCAAGUCCUUAUCUUUCCUGAGGGCACCUGCACCAACAGGUCUUGUCUCAUCACAUUUAAACCAGGUGCAUUUUACCCUGGGGUCCCAGUUCAGCCUGUAUGUUUACGCUACUUCAACAAACUGGAUACAUUUACAUGGACAUGGGAUGGUCCAAAAGCAUUUGCUUGUCUAUGGUAUACCUUCUGUCAGUUUAACAACCAGGUAGAAAUAGAGUUCCUCCCUGUAUAUAAUCCCAGUGAAGAAGAAAAGAAUGAUGCCCGCCUCUUUGCCCACAAUGUUCGAGCUGUCAUGGCCAAACAUCUCAAUUGUCCUGUAACAGACCACACAUAUGACGAUUGUCGUUUGAUGGUUAGAGCAGCUAGACUGAAAUUGCCUAUGGAGGCUGGAUUAGUAGAAUUUCAGAAACUUCAUCAGAAACUAGGAGUUAAUUCUAAGCAGAUGCAGGGAUAUUUAGAGAAGUUUUGCAAAAUAGCAAAAUCCGGUCAGAUCAACUUGGAGGAAUUUGCCAGCUAUUUACACCUGCCCAAGUCCCAAGCUUUAGAGGAAGUAUUUGCUUUGUAUGACCGGGAUAAUUCUGGCACAAUAGAUUUCAGGGAGUAUGUGAUAGGUUUAUCAUUGGUGUCUGGACCGGCAAACUCAAAUGACACAGUACAGUUUGCAUUCCAGUUAUUUGACACAGAAAAUCAGGGCCACAUCAGCAGAGAGGGGUUCACGCAGAUCCUGUGUAAUGCCUUUAAGAUGAACACACAGGAUGUGCAGGUGCUGUUUGACAAAGUGGACUGUGACAAUGAUGACAAGAUUUCAUUUGAUGAAUUCAAAGCCUAUGCAGAAGAAAAACCUGAGUAUGCAAAAUUGUUCAAGACAUAUCAUGAGCUGGUACAAGGCAACGGACAUGUGGAGAACAAUGGGACGCCACCUAAGGCAAAGUUUGAUUGAUGGGUAUACCCUUCCCCCUCCAUGUGUUCGUGAGUCUAUCGACUGUUGGAGUGAUUCUACUAACUCCAUACUCCAGCGGAAUCAACAAAUCUGCUUAUACAUGUUUUUAUCUAAUCAGCAAUACACCUUUUUAAGUUUGACCCAAGAUCUGCAUGCUUCACUUGAUGAUAUUUUGUUUGCAAUUUGUCCACACACCUCUCUCUGCCUAUCACCUGUUGCCUUGAACAGGAUAUACAUUGUGGACCAGAUCAUACACGGGAAUCAUGAGCAACAAAAUGGUUUGAGCCCAGAUGUUAAAUCGCAGAAAUGAAUUAGUUUCAUCAAUCUUAAAAGCCAUUUGGAAACUCAUGAUUUUCACAGCCAUCGUCAAGAAGACGACAUGUUUGUAGAGCUGAAACUUUAAAAAUCAUGAGUUACCAGUCAUUCCGUAAGAUCUGGACACAAUGCAAGGGACAUUAACAGCAUGAUAGCUGAGAAGGGUGGUAGCGAUGGUCACAAUUGUAGGUGGCUGUGGGUCUAUUCCAGAGGAAAGUGAGUGACCCUGAUGGGGGCCGUCCUGGCUAUAUGACGGUCUGGCCUUACACCAGACCUGAUACAACAUUCCUUCCUCUGGAAUGGCUACAGGCAGAAGGGCAGAGAUGGAUGUGGUCUCUUUGUAACGUUUUGUUUAUACACAGCGAUAGCGUCACAAUAUCAAACACGAGACUCUAGCAGGGGUCUUAUGCUAGUCAGGGCACUGAUUGUCUCGGCUGCAAUAUCUUUUAUCAGUGGUAGUGGUCAACAUGAAAUUGAAAGGAGACAUUUUUUGUCAUGGAAUGGUGAAUUUAUAUCACAAAGAUUUAUAAUCAGGUAUUUGGCAACUCAUAAUUGUAGUUAUGGGUGCAUAGAGAUCAAAAGAUCAGAUGACUUUAUUUAUGAACUUCUUAUGUAAACAGCAUUAUAUUAAAGAUUUAGGUCUGAGAUACUGUACAAUACUGCUCACAGAUUACAGGAGUUUUGGUGUUGAAUGUUUGUUGAAUGUAUUCAAUGUUCAUUUUAUUUUUGUAAGUGGAGUAUAAUUAUUGCUUUUAAUAAUUGUUCUGCCUUAAAUUACAAAUGUAUGGUGGAUUUAUUCAACAAUUUUGAAGGUAAAUAAUUCUGAAAAACAGUGCUUUUGUUUGUUUUGGGGAUUUUUUUACAUUUCGUUAAUUGGUUAUAUUUGUGCCAUAUUUUACUUUUGUUUGAAUAUUCUUUGUGUUUUUCAUUUUUUAUUUUUUCAUUUACAUGGUUGGGUUGAAUGUGUAAUGUUUAAAAUUAUUUGGGUCAAAGAUAAGAGGGGUGUAUAUCACAGCUGAAAUUGUAAGAUAAUGAUCAAAGUAAUCAAAUAUACUGGAAAUUUGGAAUUCUGUGUAGACAAAACAAGCAUUAGGGGUAAUUUAUAAAUUUGCUGGUAUGCUUUCUACAGUAGCUCUAGUUUAUGAUUGUGAAACCUAACCUAGUAAGCACAGGACACUACCUCUCCCAUCUUACUCCUGAUAUUCAUGUACCAAGUGCUUGGCUGGUUUCUACAAAUUUCCAGCAGGAAGUGAAGUAAGUAAUAAUCAGUGUCCAGAAUUAAGGAGGUCCUUAAGGUUGGCUUCUAUAGUACCUGAAUCUGAAUCUCCCCUUCGAUCGCCAACAUUCAACCCUAGUGUUAUGACAAGGACCCUUUGACUUUAAUCCUCAAUUUAGAACACUGAUAAUGAUCUGAGACAUUAUUUCUUGGUAGGUAUACAUAUCCUUGGAGGCAAUUCUACAGGGAAGCAUUGUUAAUCUUAUUAACCAACCUUUCACAUUUUUUUUUUAAUAAGGAUACAGGAUAAUAGUCAUUUAGCCAUGCCAAUACUUUGUCUAAGAAAAAUAUACAGGUAUCAGAUCCUUCUAAACUUAUUAUGACUAACGAAAGAUUUGUAGUUUUCUGUCCCCAUGUACAACUAUGUACAAAAUGUAGGUUUCAGUUCUAGCUGCACAUGUUGAACCACUUGAAGCUAGUGUGUGAUACUUUGUCCACUUGCAUUUUUUUUCAAUUGCUUUUUUGCUUCAGCUGCUUUGCUUUGUUUAUUGUUUACAUAUAUGUAUGCAGUACUGAUGGAUCUAGUAGUUUUUAUUUUCUUUCUUAUUUAGAAACAAAACGGAAUGUAUGAACACCAUUUUCAAUCUCUUGGUGCCCAACAACCCCCGACUAUUUUGGUUUUUUGAUUUUGUUGUACCUAAAUCAUCAUUCCAAUUUCAUGUGUAUUUCAUGGUAUUUUUGGCCUAAAAGCUGUAUCUCACACAGGGCAGGUUCUCGAUUGAAGGUGGUAUUUAUUCCUUAGACUCUAGUCAGACCUUAUACAAGGUCCAGUCACUCACCACGCACAACUGUAUUUCACUGUUGAGUGGCACUAACAUAUUUUUUCAUUAAAAGAAUUGAUGUUAAUGAUUAUUUCAAAACAUACUGGGUCCUGUUUCACAAAGUCAUCACAGUGCUAAGACGAUCGUAACUCCCAUACUUUAACAUAGACUUACGACCGUUGUAGCACAACAUACACUUUGUGGAAUGGGGUCCUGGUAAAUAUUACAAAUGGCUUUAUAUUAGUUUACUACCAAUUUCUACUCAGAUGUUUGCGUUCGGAUGGAACUCAACACAAAGUCAUUACAAGCACCCCUCCACCACUGCUUUAUCACCCAAUGGUAAACAGUAGAUUGACUCUCAGAUCAGAUCUUUCUGAAGCUCUCUUGUGUUGGGUUCUUACCCUGUAGUUUCAUCAAUGCAACAGCUAAAUACUCUGCAUGUCAUGCGUUUAUUAUAUUCCUUUGCUCAGUUCUUAGUUCUUUACUUAUGCCAUAACAAAAUAGUCCCUGAAUACUCAAAUAGGUUUUCACACAGUCAAAAUGCCAUGUAUGUAGAAUUUGUAGUGGCUGGCAACUGAAAAACUUCAGGUAUUCUCUCCCCUUUAUUUCAGGAGAUUGAUUCAACAAUAUCCGAUGCUACUCAAGACAGUUAACCUGAGCUCAAAUACAUUUUACCCAGUGGUGUGUACUACUGUUAAAAAAACUGUAAGCUUACAACAUUAUCAGUAUAGGGUGUGUAUAUUAAUACAGGUGUGUUAGUAAAAAAUACUGCAAAGGAAAGAUCUACAUAUUUAUUAAGACUGUGUGGGUGUUAGUUUACAGAGAGAUGCAUUCGAUUCUACCCCUGCCUUCUACAGGAAAAUGUCUUGAGAACCUGAACGGUUUGCAUAAUAUGUGCUCAAUAAUAAUGCAAAUGUUGCACAUUUAUCUUUCAAAGUAGCAAAUGGUGUUUACAAUUCAUCAGGAUAUUACUUUCCCAGUUUAGUGCCAUCAGGAUAAAGUAUUUUGAAACAGACUUCAAAAGGUACAUAUUUUUUGUUUUUUUCCAAAGAUGUGUACAUUGUUUGUUAUUUUAAAAUAUCGCUCAUGUUGUAUAAUUUUUUUCAGAGAUAAAUACUACUAAAUCAGUAAUGACCAUUCUAAAAAGCUGGUCUGUUUUACUAGUUAUGUUGCACAGGUGGCUGGCCCUAGAACUGUUGAUUGUAUCAGCAGGCAACGUUUGAUAAUAUUUAUUUUUAUUUCUUUAUUUUGUUCACUGCACUGAAAUGUGUGUGUAUGGAUUUAUCAGCUCACCUGGUACAAAGUCCAAGUGUGCUCGUUAUGGAGAGUCGUUCGUCAAAAAAGUUUACACUUUCAACAUUCCUUUGUACCAUUGGUAAUACGCUGCUCAACCUUACACUGGAUAUCCCACCAAUGGUUUCAUCAAGAUGCGCUCAAAAAUUUGAUCUGAUUUCAGUAUCUUUGACAGUUGAAUUCAAAUCUGAAACCCUUUUCAUCUUUUUAGGUGUACGUUUUUAAUUUGACAUAUUUCUUGAGCAUCACUAAAGAGUGCUUUCAAUCUGUGUUCAACAUAAUCAUCCAUCAACAAAAAAGGAAAUACUUGAUGUUGGAUUUUGUUUGUUUUUUUCCCUUUAUUGCAAAAAAAGUUGAAAUAUGGUGACAUAUAUGCAGAAUGAAUUGUUAUAAUUGCCGAGGAAAAUUCCCCUAGUCCUUGUGAUCCCACACCCCAAUCUCCUUUAUAUAUGUGGUAUAGUUUAUGUUAAGUUGUACCUUUUUUCUACCCUUGCUUGAAGUUUGUCAAUGUAAAUGGUGUUCAUUUCAUCUAACAUUAACCGUUGAGCUACAGAGCCUUGUGGCUCUAUUUUUUUAUGAUAUACUUUUUUAUGUGAUAUAUGAUUGUUGAUACAGCUCUUUUCCAUGAUAUAUUUUCAUGUGAGAUUCAAAAAGGUUCUAUAAAUGUUAACAUUUUUUAUGAGAAUGUAACCAGGCAGAUAGUUGUUUAGUUGAUGCUAAGCAAGUUAGCUAAGUCACAUUUAGAAAUCCUGUGUACAGGACAAAGAGCAUUUAGUAGGUAGUGCACUAGGUCAGGACAUUGUACAUUAUGCCAACUGAUAUUUUACUUCAAAAUGUAAUAGUUGAUUUUUGAAAAACAUGUGUUUAGUCUUUGGCUGACAAUUUUUAAACAGUAUGUUUUCUUCAAUAUCUAAAGGUUCUUUGAAAAUAUUUGCAUAACAAAUAGUCCAAUGGUUGAAUCAUUGAUAUUUAUUAGAAUUUUUAAUACCCUUUCACAUGUUCUUUAAAGCAUGUGUUUGUUCUGUGAGUAUUCAUACAAAAACAAUACUUUUCAUAAGAUAGAUGACAAAUUAUCUUUUAAUACUUCUUUGGUAGUUUCUGUCACAGACAUUUCUAUUUAGAUAUUUUGACUAUUUUCUGUACAUUUGUAUGUUAUCAUUCCUUAACAAUGGAGAUGCAAAUGCCAAUACUAUUUUUCUAUCUCAGAGUGUCAACUUUCAUUUUAGUACACAGAUAUGGCUUUGUGAAAGGUCUUAUGGAUUGUCUCAAACAUUCUCAUUCAACUGCUUUAUUAAGAAAUAAUAAGAAAGCUCCUGUCUUCUACUCAGUUUUAGUUUGAAAGUCCUACAUAAACAUUUCAUGGCAAAUUGUAAGAAUUGCAGAGAAUGGAACUACUUAUUCUGAUGAUCAAAUGACUGUUCACUGUUUUGUCACCUUGAUACUGGUAGAUGAAAACAACCAUAGAUUAGCGAUACCAAUGCAGCAUAAUAAGUGAACUCUAUAGUUGGUGUACACACAUUCAAACCAAUCGUAAAGGUUCUGUGCAACACAUUGGUACCGGAAUUAUGCAUUAUCAACAAUAUUUUUCAAGGAAUUCAACUUGUAAUAUUGUCCUUUACGAGACAGAGUUUACUGGGAAAGAGACAUGAAACUAGAAAACAUACUUUUCAAAAACAUGAUCAAAUAAAUUUGCAUGCAAAAUGAGAUUAAUGAAACCUUUCAACUACCCAUACACUAAAUUAGAGAAACUAUUUCUGGCUGUUGACUGUGAUCUUUUGCGACAGUUCCUUUUGGUAGCCAUGUGAACCAUUUGUCCUGUAGGUGUGACACACUACAUCAGCGGUCUAGAUUGUCAUUGUAGAGCUGUAUACUCAUCGUGUGAUUUGUUGGUACUUGCUGACAGUUGGCAAGGGUCACAUUUCGAAAGUGGCUAUGUGCUCUUGGAACACUAGCUGUGGUACUGCACUCUGUCUCUGAUUUGUUUAAACGAAAUACCCGAGAGCAACCAGCUUUGGAUAUGUGCUUAAACUGCAGCAAACUCAUGGUUCUUGAAUUAUUCAUGAAGGUUCCUGACAGGUUCCAGAAGGCUGCGAUUCCAAACUUAAAUGAGUAUGUGUGAUGCUCUUGGAAAAAGCUGCUUUUAUGAAGGAAAAAUGGGAAUUUAACUGACAUCAACAGCUUUUUACAUGAAUAUACUUCUCUUGACAUAAACCUCAAGAAUAGACAUGUAUAGCCAGUGUACUUUGUAUUUUUGUCUCAUCUAAGUCAAAAGGUGUCAUGAUUUCAUUACUUAAAAUGUAAAUAAACAGGCGAAGCAUUAUUUUUAUUAGCAUUUGAAGAUGUAUUUACCAGUAAAAUAUUUUUCUCUCUAAGAUACUUGUAGGCUCAAAUGAUAGUUGUUAUUUAUGUUGUUAUCUACUACUUAAGGCUAUAUGGUAUUAUCCUGUUUUGAUGCAUUUAACUACUCUAACCAAGUAUAUGUUAUAUAUCUUAUUCAUCAUUGUCUUACUUACAUUCUGUCAAUGAAUUUAUAAUAUAUAUAAAUUAAAUUAAAUAUAUAUUACCAAUCUUUUUCAUUGCUUCUACAGUGGUUGCGACAGGUAACAAUGUUAACAAACUCUGUUGUAGUGUAUUGGGUACAAAAUGAUUAUACAGAAUGAAGAUGACUGUUUCAUCAAGACAGCUGUUCCUUGUGAUAGAUUGGGUAGAUUGGAUUGAUAGAAAAGCUUGAAAAAGUGUGUCAAUGGAAGAAACCUGAAAUUAGUUACUUAUUUGUUGCCAGGUUUUGUAUGUGUGACUUGUCAUGACUGUCAUGCCAUUUGAACUGCAUGACUGAAUGAUGGGUACAGUUGUUUGUCUGUGUGAACUGAUGGCAUUCCAUUAUAUAAGACACUGUAUUAUGUGGAUAUCUUUGGGGCUUCGCAAUGCUUAGAGUGAUAGAGAUAUCUGGUUUUUAUUAUCAUAUUAGAUCUAAGAAAUUUCAUGCUAAAUAUCUUUCAUAAAAGGUUUACACAACAUUUUCUUUAAAAAUAUGAAGAUUCAACAUGUACUCUUUGAAUCUCUUCUUUGAGGAAGAAAGCAUUUUUUCAUUAUACACAAUCCUUGUGUAUAUGAAGCCCGGGAUUCCAGGGAAUUUGCUGGUGAUUGUGAUUGUAACAAUACUCUCUGAUACAAUAUAGUUGGUUGGUUGCUUUGUUGUUUAACGCCGCACUCAGCAAUAUUCCAGCUAUAUGACGGCGGUCUGUAAACAAUCGAGUCUGGACCAGACAAUCCAGUUAUUAAUAUCAUGAGCAUCGAUCCACGCAAUUGGGAUCGAUGACGUGCAUCAACCAAGUCAGCGAGCCUGACCACCCGAUCCUGUUAGUCGCCUUUUAAAUACAAUAAAGUGAUAUACUAGGAUAUCAAGAUAACAAAGCAGGGUAUGAAACACGAAAACACAAAACUUACUGACUUUAUUUAUUUAUUUAUUUAACUCCUCAAAAACAUUUGUCCUCCCUUUGAGAAAUUUUAUAUUUAGAGUUAUUCUUUGUCCCAUGUGUCUACAGAUGAAUCUUGUGAAGUAGUAAACAAACCAAAAAACAGAUCAAUAGAUCUUUGUUUGACCCUGACUAUGUCCUUUAUUUAUCAUCAUUUAAAAAUGGGCAACUAGAAAUGUGUUAGUUGAAAAAAAAUGUAAGAAGAACAUCCGUGAGUCUUUUUAUGUAGGCAGUUUUAUAAAUUAACUACAGUAGAAAGGAAAUAAUACAAUCGCCCUGUUCCUGGAUGUGACAGCUAAAUUGACUAUUGUAUUUCAGGGACUGCAUAUGUACCUCCCUGACAAUGAUUGGUAUCAGCAAUCUUUCCUCAUCCAGACUAAAAGUGAAAACAACUCAUUAAUAGAAUAGCAUUUUGGAAAAUGGUGUGAACUAGAAAAAUAAUUUCAAAUAUGAUGGCCACCAUUUGUUGUUUUACCAAAUUUAUUUAUUUUUCUGAUGAAUAAAUCAUUGAAGUUGUUUUUAAUCAGGUACAAUUAUUAUGUAUCUUUUCCUCAUGUUGUAAUUUAACUUUGUUGCUGUGUAUAAGUCUGAUAUUUGACGUGUAGUAUGUGAUCAGAAAGUUGGAAACACCGAUGUCGGGAGAAAUAGAUACGGUACCUUCAGCUCAGUCCCUUGAUUUGCCACUUCGACUGUGUAUCUUUUUAUAUGAUACAAUACCUCAUACGAGUACCAUGACGUAAAGUAUGAACAUCCAUUCACUCCUUUCGUUGUUUCAGAAAUUUAUUUAUCUACUAUGUGUCCUAUGCAGAAGUGGUGAAACUAUACAGACAUUGUAUUGAGGGACAGGUGGACAGAUAGCAGUCUCAUUAAAAUCAGAUCGUUUACAAUGAUGAGAUACCUUCAUGGAGGGUCAUCUUAGGUGAACACUAAGCUAACUUUGAAUGUCCAAUCUAAAUGAAGAAUGUAUGGGUUCUUCAGC